Rhagoletis zephyria (snowberry fruit fly) is the source of this 1521-nucleotide messenger RNA. The record is from RefSeq and is a predicted model, not a curated record. NCBI's taxonomy places the organism in Eukaryota, Metazoa, Arthropoda, Insecta, Diptera, Tephritidae.
AUGGCUUUUGGAGUUUUCGACGGCCACAGCGGCGGCCUCUGCGCUGAUUUGAUCUCUCGCCGACUGUUCCACUACAUUGCCAUUGCCUUGCGAGCUCUUGAACUUCGAUCCUCCGGUGCUGCGUCCUCAGUAAAGCCAGCCUUCUCAGUGGACAUUCUCCAAAAGAUUGCCCGCGACCACACUAAAUCGCCGCCCGAUUUCUACCACAAUAUCCAUGUCGUUUACGAGGAGUCAAUUGCUGAGAGGCUGCAAGCGCGAAUUGAAGAGUUUGAGUGGCGCUCCCUCGAAGCGUUCGCCAUUGAGGAGCUUGACUACGAAGAUUUGCCCACUACCGACGAUGUCGACGGCUCUGCCAAGAUUGAAUCAGCCCUGCGACGUGCCUUUCUUGCCUGUGAUCGUGAUCUAAGUCGUGAGAUUCAAGCGAAUCUACUAAAUACCUCAAGUAAUGUUUUACUCCACUACUACCUGUCGCUGGCCAUCUCGGGUAGCUGUGCCACUGUGGUCAUUCUCUACAAGAAUGAGGCCUUCAUUGCCAGUGCUGGUGACACGAAGGCAGUGAUGGGAACACUGAAGCAGGCAGAACUGAAAGCAGAAGUUCCCGAGUCAGACUCAAAAGUGAAGCCGAUCACCCGAAAGAUACUCAAGUCAACUGAGCUCAGUUUUGAGCAUAAUUCAGAGAACAUUAAAGAGCUGAACAGGCUCAUGUCUGAACACCCUAAAGAUGAGCAGAACUAUAUUAUUCGCGAGAACCGCCUCCUAGGCUCGUUGAUGCCGCUUCGAGCCUUUGGCGACUUUAGCUUCAAGUGGUCAGUCGAAAAGAUGAAGCAGCUCGGCAUCACUAGAGCUUUUGGGUCGCAUAUUAUACCCACUCAUUACAAAACACCGCCAUACCUCACUGCCGAGCCGGAGAUUACCAAACUAAGUCUGGUGGAGGAUGCCGACGAAUGCGCAGGCGAAGAGGACACCAUUCAACUAGACAGGUUCAUCAUCCUCGCGACGGAUGGCCUCUGGGAGCAGUUCGAAGGCGCGAGAAAGGUGGUACAGGCAGUUAAUCGGUACCGCCAGAAUGUACAACAGCAAAUCGAUGCCUUCACAUCAGCAAACUUAUUUAAAUUUGAUGACUCAAAAGAUGGCGACAGCAAAGAUCUGGAAGAAGACUCGGACAAUGAUGACAGUCCGCUGACUAUCGGCAAGAUUGUCGACCGACUGAGGAAAAAGGUGACCGACCCACCUGCGGCCAUCUUUGAGCGCAUCACCGCUGAUGACGACCUCAUUGAGGACAUCAACUGCGGCACCUACCUACUGCGCACUGCUCUCAGUGAUACCUCAGCGGGCGGUCUCACUUCAGACGGUGAAUUAGCAUAUGAGGAAGAGGAAAAGGAAAAGUUUAGUCAUCAUGAGGAUCAGUAUGAGCAGCAGCGAAAAAGACACGACAAACUGGUGGGAUUUUUGACAUUACCACAGUCAGUGGUGAGAAACUUUAGGGAUGACAUCUCCUUGAUUGUUAUUGGACUGAAGUGA